Messenger RNA from Cuscuta epithymum, 2164 nucleotides. NCBI's taxonomy places the organism in Eukaryota, Viridiplantae, Streptophyta, Magnoliopsida, Solanales, Convolvulaceae. The record is from the annotation of a GenBank genome assembly.
ACGUAUCCAUAAACAGAUAGGAAUUGAACAAUUUGGACAACUAUGAUACGUAUUAAUAUUUUGUUGGGUGAGAAAUUAUGACAAAUGCUUGAGUUAAUGAGAGAGAAGAGGCUUGAGGAAAAUGAAGAGAGAGAAACUCUCACAUCUGUCUAAAACUCAGGGGACUUGAUUAAUGGAAAUGGAUAUCCGGCACCGCAACCACUGCCGGAAUCCUCGAAUCUUUUCUCACAACGACCAAUAUUGCUUUAUACAUGGUCAACAUCCUCACUACAGCAUCUGGUAUCGCGAUGAACCACGAUGGUAUACGGACUCUCCGUCCAGAAUAUACGAAAGGAGUAAUACGAGAAAGGGAGUUGAAUCACGCGAAGCAGGAUACCUUCCCAACAACCAUUGGGACAUGAACAGACACUCAGUUCGUCGAAACUAUAAUAACGCUCCCAGGUAUUACUACAGGACAUGCGGCGACUUCGACUCAGAGCUAAAUGGGCAGGAACAACGAGCCCUUUCUCAUCGCCAACACUCAGACUUCAGAGCCAAGACAGGUGCUCCGGAAGACGGCUGGCUCACGGUUGAUUACAGGAGACGACGGUCUCCUCACCCCAACCGCCGAAUCACAGAGCAUCAAUGCCGUUUAUCAAAAAACAUCUGUAAUCCGGGUAAUUUCAAUCAAUUUUCCUGGUUAGAUAUCGAAGAUGACUCUCUUAUUUUAACGCAAGCACAUGUUUCCGAAAAUUUGCUCCCAAAUUGUUCAUUCGGUUACCAGAAGAUAAGGGAAGAAAAUAACAGGAAUUGGAAAAGAACAUCAAACGCCCGGAUAACUGUUUCAAGGGACGGCCGACAUCGGCGGCAGGGGAACAUAAAGGAUGGUCAUCUCAAUUGCCGACCGAAGGUCUCAUUGCCGGCGGCAACUCCGGCUACAGCGGCGGACACCUUGGCCGCGUCUUCGGAUGCCGCGCCUCAAUCAACUACAAGGGGGUCGGUGGAGCCACAAACAACUCAGUCCCAGAGCAAUCAGCACAACCAUGUCGAUAGCUCUGGAAAGCAGCCAAAAACACUCACGUGGGCUGAUAUCUUGAAAAAGAACAAUGACCAUUCACUUCCUAACCUGGUUGUUCCAUUCUCAGCCGCUAAUAUUUGUCUUACGGAAGACAACGACAAUUUGAACACUACUCAAGAAAAUCGGGCUGAGUCAGAUUUAAUUUCGGAGGAAUGUGAAAAAUUUGGUUUCUUUGGAGAGGAUGGGUUUGACUCAAUUAAAAUUGAGUCUAAACUCUUCAAAUUUGCAGUUAAGAACAAAGAAAUUGUUAUUUUCGAGAUAAAAAAAUCUUUGAUGCACAAGAUUAGUUUCAAUCUUGAUUUGGCUACACAAAUCAUUGGAUAUAUCUCUCAGAUCACACGAUCUGAUCAUAACUAUGGGCAACGAAGGAGAAUUGGUCAUAUCAUGAUUUCUACAGAACUUAACAAUUCAGGUUGGUUCCUGAAGAUUUCUAAGGAAAAAGGAAGUUUCAUUUUGAUUCCAACGGGUCCAAAAAACUCUAGACUGCUUGAAUUUCUGGCUAUGUUUUCAAAUACUGUGGGAAUCUCCGCUUUAGUGCAGGAGGAUCAAAUGCAUGUGAAACCCAAAACCACGGCAGACACAAUAGAACCCACAUCAAUAUCUAAACUUAUAUUUAAUUUUCAAAUUCAGGGAGCCUACACAGAGCAACAACAAACUCACUGUUCAGAGAUCCCUCCCAAACUACCACUGCUUCUAGCCUACUCAGAUGCUUCUGACAGUUAUGAUCCAUCAGAUGAGUCUUUUUUCUCAGACGACUUUCUAGGGCACGCAACUGAAAGUGAGCGUCGACUACCAAUCUCCAAUCAGAAUGAUAUAAGGGACUCAAAAUUCAACAGGGGUAUCUGCCACAAAUCCAAGUUCAUUACUUCGGAUAAUUGUCUGCCAACUGAUAACUUGAACACACAACUGAAGAUUUAUAAAAAAUCUCAGAAGAACAAACGGAGACACAGUAUGAGGACUAGAUCACAGUCCAAACAAUUCCCUUGGGCUUAGUUUGUUGUUUUUAUUUAAUUCUAUUUUCUUUUGUAUUGUUGUUUUUUUGUCUGUACGUUUUUUUUCGUAUUGUACUCUUUCCUUUUAUCAAUAAAAUCUUUCUUUUCAAAAAAA